CACUCACUCACACACACACACACACACACACACUGUGCGUGAGUUAAAACAAAAAAUGCAUUUACUGAGUGAGAUAAAUGCGACCCGUUUCAAAACACUAAUCUAAUUGGCAUCAAUGUGCACUAAUGAUGCACUACUCAAACUGGCUUAUUAGCGUCAAAAAUAGGGCUUCCCUUCGAAAUGCGUGUAAAACACCAUCUGAAGCCUGUGACAACAGAGGAGAGGUUAUUUUGGACAACAAUGAGAAGAAAUCCGAGCUAACAGUCACCACCCACCUCUGGAACAAAGGCUACAAAAUAAUCAAGAAAAUUGGAGAGGGAACAUUCUCAGAGGUCGUUAAAACUCAGAGCCUGAAAGAUGGGAAGUUCUACGCCUGUAAAACCAUGAAGCAGACAAUUAACAGUCUGGAGCAAGCUAACAACCUACGGGAAGUCCAGGCGAUGAAGAGGCUCAGCCCACAUGCAAAUAUCAUACAGCUACACGAACUGAUUUUUGACAAAGAAACUGGAACAGUCUCUUUGAUUUGUGAGCUGAUGGAGAUGAACAUCUAUGAGUUCAUACAAGGAAGACAAACUCCACUGCCCGAACACACUGUAAAACACUACAUGUACCAGCUGUGCAAGUCACUGCAACAUAUGCACAGCUGUGGGAUCUUUCAUAGAGAUGUGAAACCUGAGAACAUCCUCAUCAAACAAAACGUUCUGAAACUGGCAGACUUCGGUUCAUGUCGGAGUGUGUACUCCAAGCCUCCUCACACAGAGUACAUCUCCACACGGUGGUACAGAGCCCCAGAGUGCCUUCUCACUGACGGCUACUACAGCUUAAAGAUGGACAUCUGGAGCGCCGGUUGUGUCUUCUAUGAGAUAAUGAGUCUGAAUCCUCUCUUUCCUGGAACCAAUGAGUUGGAUCAGGUUGCCAAGAUCCAUGAUGUGUUGGGGACACCAGAUCAAAGUCUCCUUCAAAAGUUCAAACAGUCUCGAGCGAUGCAUUUCAACUUUGUUCCGAAGAAAGGCACUGGUAUCUCACGGCUCAUCCCAAACUGCCCAGCUCCGGCUCUGUCACUGCUCUAUCAGAUGCUCGCCUAUGAUCCAGAUGAACGCAUCACCGCAGAAACAGCGCUGCAGCACAUGUACUUUAGAGAAAUCAGGUUGGCAGAAAAGAGAGCUGAGACACUUAGAGCUGUUGGGACUGUGGAUGGAGGAGACAGUAGCUCCGUGCACAAUGCCUUAGACCUCCUUUGGCGGCCAGCCAGAGUGGGCAAACAAGUGCGAGGACGACACAUGAGACAAACGCCUUUAAUGAGUCACAUCAAGCACACGCGAGAACCCAUUAUCAGGAGGAAUGUACCUCAUUACCCGGCAGAGUUACCCAAGCUGAACAUGGUUGUACCAGGGCCACAGAUCUCCUUCCCAAGCUCCACCAUGCCCGCACUUCCCUUCACCCACCGAAGCACACUGCCGGCCAUCAUGUCAAAAAAGUGCCAGACUCAGUUAGCUAAACCCCGGGAUGAGUCGCACAGGUCAACUUUCAAGAAGUACUUCAUGCCCCCUCUGGACAGGAAACACAGAGGCUACUGAGAGCCAAAAGACAUUUUGGACAUUGGCUUAAAAAAUGGUUUUGACAAAAGGACAGACCUGUGCUGACACUGAGCAAGUGUUUGAGUGCAUCAUCAUUAAUAUUAUGAUAGCUACAGCAAACUUUGACCCUCGCUAUAACUGGAAGAGCAUGCAGGCUGUGGCUUUAAAGCAUUGUAGUCACUAUAGCACCAUCUUCUGGUGACAGAACCAGGAGAGGGGAACCAAGGUAGUGCAUAUGGAGCCAUUUAAACUACCCACAUACCAGGCAUUAACUAAAAUCAUUGAUUUCAACACAAAUGAUACAAAGUUCUGUGUUGAACCUCAGUUAGGACCGACCUGUCAGGUGUUUCUUUGCUGUCAUUUAGAAAUUGUACAUCAGCCUGUAGCACAAGCAAUAACAAACGAGCAAACCAUUGCUAUACAAGACAAGAACAGCUCUUCUUAAUGACUCAUGAAUAAUAUAUAUUUCUUUCAUCAAA
Thalassophryne amazonica is the source of this 2056-nucleotide messenger RNA. Its product is annotated as MAPK/MAK/MRK overlapping kinase-like. The coding region runs from base 126 to 1577 and encodes 483 amino acids. The transcript has 12 exons. Gene Ontology annotation, cellular component: nucleus; cytoplasm. Gene Ontology annotation, biological process: intracellular signal transduction; protein phosphorylation. Lineage: Eukaryota; Metazoa; Chordata; Actinopteri; Batrachoidiformes; Batrachoididae. Gene Ontology annotation, molecular function: ATP binding; protein serine/threonine kinase activity. The record is from RefSeq and is a predicted model, not a curated record.